Neltuma alba is the source of this 1252-nucleotide messenger RNA. RefSeq names its product NAC domain-containing protein 73. The transcript has 3 exons. The record is from RefSeq and is a predicted model, not a curated record. Gene Ontology annotation, biological process: regulation of DNA-templated transcription. Lineage: Eukaryota; Viridiplantae; Streptophyta; Magnoliopsida; Fabales; Fabaceae. Gene Ontology annotation, cellular component: nucleus. The coding region runs from base 148 to 939 and encodes 263 amino acids. Gene Ontology annotation, molecular function: transcription cis-regulatory region binding; DNA-binding transcription factor activity.
AAUCUCCCUCUCUCUCUACGUUCUUAGAUUCUGUUUGUACACUUUACGAGUUGACAGAAGAGGAGAUUAAAACAAGAAGUGUCUGGAAGAGAAGAUAUAUAAUGCAGAAUGGAAUGAGCAUGAGGUAAGAGAAAGGAAUGUAUAAAUAUGACUCAGCAAAGCAAUAUCAGUAUUGUUGACAGAACCUGUCCUUCGUGUGGCCAUCAUAUCAAAGACCAACAGGGAGGAAUACAUGAGUUACCAGGAUUACCAGCAGGAGUGAAGUUUGAUCCGAGUGACCAGGAGCUCUUACAACACUUGGAAGCGAAGGUGAGGUCUGAUAUUCACAAGCUUCAUCCUUUAAUCGAUGACUUCAUUCCUACUCUUGAAGCCCAAAAUGGAAUCUGCUCCACUCAUCCCCAGAAACUCCCAGGAGUUAGAAAAGAUGGCCUGAUCCGCCAUUUCUUUCACAGGCCAUCAAAAGCAUACACAACGGGAACAAGAAAAAGGAGAAAGGUGAACUCAGAAGAAGCAGAAGGGAGUGAGACAAGGUGGCACAAAACAGGCAAGACAAGGCCAGUGUACAUUAAUGGAAAGUUGAAAGGCUACAAGAAAAUCCUCGUACUUUACGCCAACUAUGGCAAACAAAGGAAGCCUGAGAAGACAAACUGGGUGAUGCACCAGUACCACCUCGGAUCCAACGAAGAGGAGAAAGAAGGAGAGCUGGUCGUGUCCAAGGUUUUCUACCAGACACAGCCUCGACAGUGUGGUUCUCUUCUGAAAACUCAACCUCUGCAUCAUCAUCAUCAUCUUCAUGGAGUCACCAGUCAUAAUCACAAGAACAAUAAUAAUGGGUUCGUUGAGUUCUAUAACUCUGGAUUCAUAUCAUUUGAUCAAGCUGGCCAACAAAGAUCUUCUCAUUUUCCAGUUCAUGAUGAUGAAUCUCCUUUCAUUGCUUGAAUGGAAAUAAAAGGUUUGGCUAUGGGAGGAGAAGAUGACAAAGAUGAUCGAAGAGAGGUAUUACAAUCACAAUUAUAAUAAUCACACACACACACACACACAUAUAUAUAUCUCUGAAGAAAUAAGCUAGGGGGGUAAAAUUUUAAUUUAUCAGUUCUGAAAGUCUAUUCAGGGUUGAAAUCCGAUCUUGUUUUCUUUUUGGAAGCAUGUCAGGAUUAAAUCCCUGUGAUUAUUUAAGUACCAUACUUGACUUUGUAAAUUAUCAUGCUUACUAUUAUCAAUGAAAGAAAGCGCAAUAAUCUUAAAUUAAUAU